UGCAGUCCUUCCACAAAGAUGGAAGCAGAGCUGCGCCUUGUGUCGCAUUUAAUCAGCAGCUCCAGAGCUUUGUGAAUUACGCACGGGAGGACAGAAGCGCGGAGGUGAAUAUUCAGUAGUGCACUCAGGACUCGUUGAGUGCGUAAUACGGAGAUUCCGGGAACCCCCAGUCUAUGAGGACACGCUUGGCUUUUCCUAAUGAACAGCUCAUCUUCAUUUUGAUUCGUUUGUGCUUAUGGUUUAUAUUCGCGCACACUUCUUAUUCAUGGGAGCUCGUACUGUUAGGAAUUCAUGCUGAGUUUUGUCUUAAUGCAUGUAAAUGGUUAAUGUUUUAGAUCUGAUCUGAUCAUCUGAAUUUUCCACCAUUCGUGUAAAGCAUUACAAGGAAGACAUGGAAGUUUGCAAAGGACGUUUGCUGGGCAUCUCGGUGGCCGUCGCGCAUGGAUUCUUUUCAGGAUCGCUCAAUAUUUUGUUAAAAUUCCUCAUCACGACCUAUAGCUUCACAUAUCUCACUUUAAUUCAGUGCCUGACCAGUGGCACUGCGGCGCUCACAUUAGAGGUGUUGAGGAGACUGGGCAAAAUAGACAUUCCACCUUUCAGCUUUCAUUUAGUGAAAGUUUUCGCGAGUGUCUGCAUUUUGGCAACUUUGCAGUCCACGUUAACCCUCUGGUCUCUGAAAGGACUGAGUUUGCCCAUGUAUGUUGUGUUCAAGCGAUGCUUGCCCUUGGUGACGCUAGGAAUUGGAGUGUGUGUUCUGAAGAAUGGGAUCCCAUCAGCUGGGGUUAUAGCAGCAGUUCUCAUCACCACUGGAGGAGCUGUAUUGGCUGGUGCUGGGGAUCUCACAGGUGACCCUUUUGGCUACGUGACUGGUGUUUUAGCUGUGAUUGUCCACGCCUCCUACCUGGUGCUCAUCCAGAAAGCAAGUGCAGACAGCGAUUAUGGCCCACUCACAGCCCAGUAUACCAUUGCCGUAGUGGCCUCUCCUGUUCUAUUCAUCUGUUCCAUUGUUAGCAUGGAUGCCAUUGAUAUGUGGACCUAUGAAGGUUGGAAGAACCCUUUUAUCACAGGUAUCUUCUGUGCUUGCAUCCUCAUCGGCUGUGCAAUGAACUUUACCACACUGCAUUGCACCUAUAUCAACUCUGCCGUGACCACCAGCUUUGUAGGUGUGGUAAAGAGUAUAGCCACCAUCACGGUUGGCAUGCUGGCCUUUAGUGAUGUCACACCAACCAAACUGUUUGUGGCAGGCGUAGUGGUUAACACAAUCGGGUCCAUCACAUACUGUGUGGUGAAGUACCAUGAAACUCAAAAGAAGGUGACCUACCAAGAUAUGGAUGAGGCCACCAAGGAUGAAGAAUUUCCAGGGGAACCUUAUGUGGAACCAGACAAGCCUGAUGGAGAUACGGAAACUCUUCCGAACAAUCCUGACAGUGUUCCUAAUGGCAGCCUGACUGCAUCAGUUGAUGGUGAUGACCAGGGUCCCAUUCGUGAGAAUAAAGUUGCAGAAUCCAUACAACUAGAAAGACCAGCGGUCCAAUCAGAUGGGGAGCCUACGAGACAGUCUCUAAGCGACAGUUAUGUAGGGGUCUGGAGAUCCAUUCGCACCUUGAAGUUACUUAAGAAAGACACUUUACUUGACAAUAUGGAGGUUCAAAGUCCUUGAUGAUUGCUUGCCCGCCUGAAAUGCAUGUUAAAUAUAAGUAUUAUUAAAAACUGAUGGUGUGAACAAUGUUUGCCUUUUUCUCUCCUGAACAUAGUUUUAUGAAUCACAUUUUUUUUAAAGAGGUAUAGUCUGUUUAUUCAUUGAGUAAUACAACAUAGCAUUUUGGAGAUUAUGCUCUAAACUAAAGUAUACGACAUUGAAGAAUCCCCAAUAACAAAUGUGCCAAUGUUUUGACUUAAAAAAAUAAUAUAAAGGAUCAUCUGAUUUUCAUAACUUUCCUCACCAAAUGUAGAAAAUCAGUUUGAAAUGACUUUGGAAAAAAUCAAGAGACAGUACAAAUAUAAAUAUCUUAAUUUAAUUGGAUUGCUUUUAAUUUUGAAUGAUUAUUUUGGUUUAUAUGUACGUGAUGUCUGUGCCUGUAAAUUCUGUGUUUUCUCUAUGAAUGCAUUUCUUGAACAGGAGGCAGUGAAUUUUCCCAUUUGCAUGUUGUAUGCAAUAUUAAUUGCAAAGGAUUUUGUAUCUAAAUUAUGAUCUUUGUGUAUCUUUAAUAAUGUGUAUAAUACAUUCAACCCACCAAAAUUUUGAUAAAACUGCAAUCAUUUAAAAAAAAAAAAAAAAAAAAACAUUUGACUAACAAAUAGAUGUCCAUGAUACGGUUUGAUUACAAAACAAUGUACUGUAGAUCUGAAAGCUACAUUUGGAGCAAAAUGACAGCAGGUUAUACAAUGUGAAUUCAAUAUCUUUAGAGCUUGUAUUGGCUGACUACCAAAUUGAAUGUUUUCUCAUUCCAUUACAAUGCAUUUCACUUGUUUAUUUAUUUAUUUAUUUCAGCAAAAGCAGGCCACCAUCACCACCAGUAGGGAUUGCUAGACUACUGAAGAUGGUAAAACUAUAAAGCUAUAGUUUUAUACAAACAUUUCUACAAAAUGAAUGCAAAAUAUUUACAAUUCUGCACAUGCAGGGUAAGUUUCUACACUAAAAAAACAUGACAUUUCACUAUUGUCAGUUUUACUUAAUGCUCUCAUGUUCAUAUUACUCAAACAAUUAAUGUAACCAUGAGAAUUUUACAUUAACUGAGUUGAUUCAACAACAAAAAAGUGUAUUGUUAGCUUUUCAUAAUCUAUUUGCAUUGGGACAACAUGCAUAUUUUUUCUUUGGUUAACAGAAACUGGGCAGAGGAUUACUAGUACCCAACAUGGUUUUCAUGGGACUCAACAGGGAGAAUAAAUGUUCAAAAUAAAUGUUAUUUUAUGUGUCUUUGUGUAAGCUGAAUAUAAAGGGAGACCUGUUAGUGUUUAAUGUUUUGUUAUGUUGAGAUUUAGAAGAAUUUCUGUAAUGUUGUCGUUUUGGGGUUACCAUCAUGGUGAAGAGUUGAGGUUGAGCCUAGGGUGAGGACCAAGGCUUUUAUCAUAUUCUGUAUAUUAUUUUAUC
Molecule: messenger RNA, 3091 nt
Organism: Myxocyprinus asiaticus (Chinese sucker)
Lineage: Eukaryota; Metazoa; Chordata; Actinopteri; Cypriniformes; Catostomidae
Product: solute carrier family 35 member D3-like
Exons: 2
Coding region: 392-1660 (422 amino acids)
Cellular component (GO): Golgi apparatus
Molecular function (GO): antiporter activity
Source: RefSeq, a predicted model, not a curated record